GGGCAGCGCUGGGUUUGAUUGGGACUGUCUGGCUGCCUUGAGCUGCUCCACUUCGGUACAUCGUGGAGAGAUGGCGUCGCUGUCAUCUCCUCUGAGAGCCUGUAGAGGAAUAUUGAAAGAGUUACGUGCCAUUCAAGGGCCGAGUUACAAACAGUCGCUGGCUUAUAACUACGUCAUAGAUCAGUUUCGCAAGAAUAAGGUUACAGGGGAAAGGUACUGCAGAGCCCAGCAGGAGGCGUACCACGCCUCGCUCACAUACCUGUGUUUGCUGACGUCCACCAGGAACCACCUGGCCCUCCACAACCUCUACCAUGGCAAGGGAGAGCGCAGCCCAGAAGAAGUGGCCGGCCUGGUGGGGCUCAGGCUGCCCACGCAGCCAGGAGGGAAAGGCUGGGAGAAGUAGGGACAGCGGAAAGUCAGUCUGCGGGAGAAAAUCAGGAAACGCUCCUGGAAUUACAUCUAUAUGGACAGUGGAUGGAUCGGCUGCCUUCAUGUAACUUAAACUCUAGGAGUUUGCUUGUUGUGGCAUUGUGGACUGAGGGAACUUGUUCUUCAUUCUCCUGAGCAACCGUCGUUCGAAACGAGGGGGGAAAAAAUGUGAACUCAUAAAAUUAAAAAAUAAAAACGUCAGCUAAAAUAUAAAACUUGUUAAAACCUUUGUAUUCAAUAGCAGCACCUCAAAAACACUGAAUAUCCCAUUAUGUGGUGUAUGUCUACUCAUUUAAAGGUAAUCCUAUAAAUGGUGAUUAAUACUUGACUGUAUGUAAAUAAAACUUAUUUGUUUUUUUGAAGUUGUGUGUAAAUGUGCACAUGAACAAACAGGCUAAAAUAAAUGACCAUCAAUAUUUA
This is a messenger RNA of Xiphophorus hellerii (green swordtail), 849 nucleotides long. It is a transcript of the gene fmc1, whose product is annotated as formation of mitochondrial complex V assembly factor 1. The record is from RefSeq and is a predicted model, not a curated record. Gene Ontology annotation, cellular component: mitochondrion. The transcript is spliced from 2 exons. Bases 71 to 403 code for a protein of 110 amino acids. NCBI's taxonomy places the organism in Eukaryota, Metazoa, Chordata, Actinopteri, Cyprinodontiformes, Poeciliidae.